AAUAGCUCAGCGCGAAGUGCUGUGCGCCAUGGCGCGUAGCUCUUUGAAGCUCACACCGGCCCUUUGGGCUCUUUGGGCCCUUUGGGCCCUUUUGGCUGGGUUUGCCUUCGUGACACCGACCGUGCGGCUGCGUGGCAUGCGUGGCACCCCCGAGAGCCUCAUAUCCAGCGGAGCACUGGUGAAGGAGCCUGCACCACGACUGGGGCAAGGCUACGCCGCGGUGUCGGUUCUAACGCUGGUAUCUUGGACCCUGUGCGCUGUGAUGGCCCUGGCACGGCACCCCGCGGUCAUCAAGCUGCCAUUGAGGCACAAUGUGCUGACUGUAGCUCAGGCACUCACACCGUUGCCUUUGGGCUGUGCAGUGCUUGGGUCUCUGACAAACUCAGCUAGUACAGAAGGGUGGUGGGCAAUGAACAGGAUGACCUAUCGCCGAUUGAACUUGGCGAUUUUCAUGCUGUCUCUGUGGCUUGCAGCCGCCACAGCAUUUGCUCCAAGUUUCGCAAGAGGCUAUCAGCUAUAUCCCAAGGGCUUUGCAGUGGGCAUCACGCUUUGCCAUUCAAUUUGUGCGGCCUAUUGCCUUACAGUGUGGCUCAAAAGCGUGAUGCCUUCGCCACAGCCUAUUGCAGGACACUACCUGCCACGCCUUGUUCGUGGCAUUGUCGGGUCCUUCUGGGCCUUGUUCCCAGCAACUUCAGAGACCUCGAGCAUCAGCUCCUCUGGCAGUGCCUCUCACCUGGAUGACCCGGAAUCCACCGCCGGCUCGGACGGGAGGAAUGAGUAUUCCAUGGCUACCGUGCUCUUCCUCUGCUUUGCAGUUAUGCCGUUCUUGGUCAGUUUCCCAUUUGCAGGGGUGGCCACCGUAGGACUGGGACCUUUGAGCCGUGCUGGCGCAGCCUGGACCUUCUUGGCAGCCGUGGCAGCCUAUGUCUUGAAGGAUGCUACACAACGUGGCCGGAUCCACAGUGGAAAGACCUUUCGCUACCUGAGGUGGGGCUUUGUGGCUUCUUCUGGAAGCCACUUGCUGCUUGUAGCCUUGACGUUUGCGGGCAUGGACGGUGGACGCGCAGCCUUGCACAAAUUCUACGCAGGGACAAUGUCCUGUCCCAAAUUAGCUUGGCUAUCUUUGGUGAUGCAUGCCUUGGUGGUCUUCGCUGCGUUGACGCCACCACCGAAGGUCGCCAAAGCUGCGAACACACCGCCUGCGGCACCGACCUUUGAAGAGCCGCUCCCUCCGCCUCCGCCAGACCCCGUCGUGUCGCCGUCGCCAGUGGCGCCAGUGGCGGCACCUGUCGUGUCACCUCCACCGGUCGCCACCGGAGGAAGUUUUGAGGUGAACCAGCGGGUGCUGUUCCGUGGGCAAGGAGGCACCGUGCGGUACAUUGGAGAGACGAACAUUGGGGUUGGGGAAUGGAUCGGAGUGGAGAUGGAUGAUGAGAUUGGAACACAUGAUGGCAGCCUCUUCGGUGUUCGCUACUUCACUUGUGCGGACCGGAAGGGGGUCUUUGCACAACCUUCGCAGUUGCAAGGUGCAUAACUCGACCUCAUCGAGGGAAUCCCAAAAGAUGAGGUGCAGGUGUAUGAUUUUCUAAUAAUUCGAUCAACG
Messenger RNA from Durusdinium trenchii, 1603 nucleotides. Lineage: Eukaryota; Dinophyceae; Suessiales; Symbiodiniaceae. The record is from the annotation of a GenBank genome assembly.